Messenger RNA from Sphaerulina musiva SO2202, 2433 nucleotides. RefSeq lists its product as uncharacterized. Bases 1 to 657 code for a protein of 218 amino acids. The transcript is spliced from 2 exons. Gene Ontology annotation, cellular component: multivesicular body; ESCRT III complex. Gene Ontology annotation, biological process: late endosome to vacuole transport via multivesicular body sorting pathway; vesicle budding from membrane. The record is from RefSeq and is a predicted model, not a curated record. NCBI's taxonomy places the organism in Eukaryota, Fungi, Ascomycota, Dothideomycetes, Mycosphaerellales, Mycosphaerellaceae.
AUGGGCAACACGGGCAGCAAAAACCGAGUCUCUGAUCAGGACAGGGCCAUCCUCGACCUCAAGAUUCAACGCGACAAGCUGCACCAGUACCAGAAACGAGUCACGACCAUCACGAACCGCGAAACGGAAAUCGCACGAGAAUGUCUGCGCCUCGGCAAUAAGCAGAAAGCACUCCUGGCGCUGCGCCGGAAGAAAUAUCAAGAGUCGUUAUUGGCCAAGACCGAUCAGCAGUUGGCACAGUUGCAGGCGUUGACAAGUGAUGUCGAGUUUGCGCUCGUGCAGAAAGACGUCUUGUUUGGCUUGCAGCAGGGGACGGCCGUGCUAAAGGAGAUCAACAAGGAGAUUGGGGGCCUGGAGAAAGUGGAGAUGAUCCUGGGCGAGAGCGAGGAGGCGAGGGCGUAUCAAGAGGAAGUCAGCGAUAUGCUGGCGGGCAAGAUGUCAAAUGAGGAUGAGGAUGCCGUGGAGGAUGAGCUCGAGGCCAUGGAGAGGGAGGCUACGGCUGCCCAGCGUGCACAGGCCGUUCCUAGUAUGCCCGAUGCACCAAGGGUCACGGCGGGAGAAAUGCCUGAUGCCCCUGCUGGGACACCCGCAGAGAAGCAGAAGGCGAGACGACUGGCACGAGCCGCGAGAGAGGAGCGCGAGGCUAUUGCUGCGUAAUCAGGAUGGCUUAGCGCGGUCGGUUGCCGUCAGACGCUGAGGUGGCAUCUUUCACAUUUAGCGCGGCAUUGGUGAAUAGAAUAUGGUUAGCAGGGCGAAUCGCGAAUUGGCUACAGGUAUCACUAGGCAAGAAUCUCGCAGAUCUUGCUGGAUGUGGUCUCACAUUUGGCCACAUUUCGUCUGAUGAAGCAGUGUACGCAGAAUGUUCCUGGCCUGACGAUUGCGAUGGGCAGGUUAGACCCCGUGGUGAAUACAGAGCGGAUCGCAGUCGGAGUGGAAUCUGGAACGAGGAGGAACCCGGUCGACCAGACAAACAGUUGUUGCAAGAAAGUAACAAUGCGAAUAACUCCACCGGCCUCACCUCCCACCGAAAGCAGACGCUUGUUCUUUUGGCAAUGUAGUCCUUUUCACAGAGGUCGACCAGGGACAUCAUGGGCUUCGCCGUCAAGAUCUGUUCAAGCCUCAUUUCGAUCCGGAUCAAGUGCUGGUUACAGAAGACCUCUUGAUCUGGGGAGCCGGAGCCGACAUGGAGAUGGGCAUGCUUAAGGUCACAGCGACUGUGAUACUGGCCUUUUGACUUCGAAUUACCACACGUCUUCUGCCCACACACUCGCGAAAGCCUACUUCUGUCCAGCCUUCACCUCCAAAUAGCAAGCUGCGCAAAGCUUCAGGUUCAAACCUCUCUCAGCUUCCUUCUUCCGUGAAACAGCGUCCUUUCCACCAUAGCGCCCAGGUCGCAUUUGAAUAGGUUCACCAUUGUCUCUGUAUUCCGCAGGAUUGCCUUUGCAAUCACCGUUCUUGCUGCACAGAAAGCGCUCCCCUGUUCUUGGAUGAUUGCUGCGAUAUGGGACUGGAAAAUCAGACCAGAUCGCUGCUGGGACAUCUGGUUCCUGUAUAUUGCUGCGAAUCAAUUCUUGGUAUCUCUGCUCCAGCUGGGGAGCAUGCUCUCUUUGCUUGAGCGCGGACAAGACCAUCGUGCCCCACCUCUCACCGUUCGGGAUGAACGAUAACGAGUCUGAAGAACCCAUGGGAUCAGCAGUCCAGUUGAUGACUUCACCGAGAGUCGCAAUUGUCUGGACACUUCCCCACGCUGAGAGGUUUUCUGCCUCCGGUUCGCCAUCGAGGAGCGUCGUGAUCGGUCGAGCUAGCGGUGAAGGAACGGUCGAUUCUGAUUCUCGAGGGUCUGAUUCUGAUUGUGUGUUCGCACUCUGUGCCUUCAGAAGUGGGUGCUGCUCACCCGUUCCCAGUGCCGUCAAAGACAUUCGCGCGAUGGCAGCCUUGAGGUUUCUCUGGAUCUCGCAGGGGAUUGGCAGGAAUCGAGGCACCGAGAUAUCUCGUCGGCAGAGACUCAUGGCGCACGAAGCUGAAGGUACUAGCUGCCGAUCUUGCUGUCGACUAGGUAUACCACCAAUGUUGCAGUGAUCGCUCUCGAUCGAGGACGUUUCCUUGGCGACAAUACGUCCUUCACGCCCGCACGACUCGACGCCGUCAGUGGAGAGGGCUCAAGCGAGGUAAAUUGCCUGCGCAAAGCUGUAAACACGUACAAGUAAGACUGUAUUGUGUAUGUUCCCGAGCGGACACUGCACAUAAGCUACGCGAUGAAUACGCACGUGGGGGCGUGCUUCACUUGCAAUUCGCGAAAGCGGCCCGUGCACAGGGGUCUCUAUUGGCAACGGUUGCCGCAGCCGCACCAGUCCCGCACACUGAUAUUGUUGUUGAUUCAAUGGAAACAGCGAGAAGCACCACGCCCUUCCACCACUUUCCAUCGACACCAAC